Molecule: messenger RNA, 5426 nt
Organism: Falco peregrinus (peregrine falcon)
Lineage: Eukaryota; Metazoa; Chordata; Aves; Falconiformes; Falconidae
Product: cytosolic phospholipase A2 epsilon
Exons: 21
Coding region: 2630-5068 (812 amino acids)
Biological process (GO): glycerophospholipid catabolic process
Cellular component (GO): cytosol
Molecular function (GO): calcium ion binding; calcium-dependent phospholipid binding
Source: RefSeq, a predicted model, not a curated record
AGCAGCAUGUAUGUGAAGAUCACUACCAGUUUUAAAUUAUUUACUCUAGAAAUGUGAUUGCUAAAAAGAGCAAAUAUAUGAUUCUUUAGACUUCAGCUAACUUCACCUGUGAAUGUACUUACUGCAUGCUCGAUGGUUGCCUGAAAUUAUUGAAUUGUGGAAGCACUAAGGAAAAAUGCAAAAAUCCCAGCAUGAUAUUUAACAUUUGAAGUAGUAAUCUUUUUGAAACUAUAAUCCUAGGGACAUAGUGCUACCUGUAAAGCGCCAAUGGGAUGAACUACAAUAUCAAGGUUUAUUUUGAAGCAGAUUGUGCAGUCCCUAUAUACACCAGUGAAUAAGCCAUCAACAGGUGAAAUUUUCUGUGUUGACAAGGACUUACUGUUACGGGUGUUACGAGCAUUCAGCACUUAGUUCUGUUAUGAACUUCCUGCAUGAAUGAAAAACUCUUGACGUUGUAAUUCUCGACUUGCACAAAGCUUCUAAAGAUACUGUGUAUUCCAAAGCUGCCUUCUGUGUCUUGGACGGGCAGUGUUUAAGGGAAGGCAAUGUCAGAUACAAAACUUGGUGGUGGUCACAAGCAGGACAGGAAGAAUUAUUUUAGAAACGGGUAUUGGUGAUGCUGUUAUUUCAAGAAAGGGAAAACAAUUUGAGCAUCAGGAAACCAUUUAGCAGGCAAGAUGCACGGACUCUGGAAUAAUGUUCUAAACUGUGAAGUCACAUCUCAUUUCUAGAUCUUAAAAGUGAUGUGGGUAUGAGGAUGUAAUGUCAUGGAGUCUUGUAUUGGCUGUGAAACAGCUGGGAUGGUAUAUACGUACCUGCUGGGAGAACUUGGGGAAGUUGAGCUGGAUAACCUACCCUCUUUACUUUGAUAGAGGAACUUUUACAGAAUUUUUUAGUGAAAGCAGAUUCCCACUUUAAAUAAUGGAAUUUUUCCAGGGAAGCAUUCUUUCAAAAGCUGGAAAGACUAGUUUUGUGAGAAAGAGCACAAAUAAGUGAUUCUCAGGUGUAACUGCUCCACCUAAAUUUGUUCAUAAGUAUUUAACAUAGAUGUAAAGUAAUAAAGGCAGAGUGAAGGAAGAUAUCUUGUCUUUGGGAUAGAGGUGGUCACGUCCAUUGGAAAUAUCUUUUGGUUGUUCCUUCAAGGAGCAUUUCAGGUGCUGCAGGUUCAUAUUUGAGACAUUUUUCUUUGAUUCGUUAUCUAUUGAGAAGUCCGUGCAAAGUGUGACUAUGGAACAAGCAGAAGGUUGUUAAAUGCUUUAGAUGAAAACUGCCAGAUAGUGCCACUGCACAUUUUGCAUAAGACCCUCGUGAACAGUCAUCACAUGUGCAUCACACAGACAUCAACAUAGAAGGAAACAAUUUGUAUGUGUAAGAGGGGAAAAAAUACAUUUUUUUUUCUCUGUGAUGUUCCUUGGGCAACACCUCCUCUGUGCAGAAUUGUUUUGAUACUGGCCUCCACGGCAUAGGGGAGCAUGUUUAGGUAGCAUCCACUGCAGUUUGCAUGGUUACUUUCUUUACCUGUGUGAAUUAUUCAUCAAUAUGAAUGAGACUGAGUUUAAAAUAAUCUUGUGAUGCAAGAGUUGAGUACCUACUGUCUCCUGUCAUGAAGCAGAGAGGCCAGAAAGAGUGUGGCAGAGCCAAAGCCCAGUCUUGCAUUGCUCAAAAAUCUACCAGCCUGCACAUACAUGCUAAUUUAGGGUGACUACACUGCACUUACAGGCAGUGAGUCACUGCACACCAGAGCAAAGAGGCAUGAGGGAGGGUUUUCUGCCCUGAUGUUUCCUGCAGGGUGCCUGCUGGGCUUGCUGUUGGAGCAAGCGCACGCAAGGUCCCUUUGAAGUAAUGGGUGUACUGCUGGGCUCCCUGGGCCCAUGCAGGAGAGCACAACCCUCUGUCCUGCCUCACCCUUCCACCUCCAUGGGUCACCCAGUGCUUGUAGCUCCUUCCUUCCCUCUUAUUUAAAAUCAAGCCACAAGAUUUCUGGACAUGGAUUCACAUUUUUCUCUAGAUCUGUGCUAAAUGUCCGGGCAAAGAAUACUGAGCACAUGGCAAGGUCAAUGAGCGUAACACACAGAUACCCAAGCAGCUGCAGGGGAGCAUGGGUCCUGCAGCCACUCAGCUGUGGCACUGCGAGGGGCUCGCUUCCCUUGCUUAACUCUGUGCUGCUAGAGGAAGACUGCUGCAGGUAUAUGUGUUCACAGUUUGGAAAGAAGCUGUUGAGGUACCUCUCCAUUAGCCUGUGGUACAAUGGUGGCAGGGCAGAGAUACUCUCAGAGCUGUGAUUUAGUCACAAGCACUUUGAUUGGGUUAGAGUUACUGCAUAAAUGCAAAACGUUUUGUUAGCAGUAGUAUUUUCAAGAAAGCAGAAAGGGGCUGCUUUGAGUCCCCCCAAACAUCACAGUAGGUAGAAAAGAAAACUCUUCAUUCUACUGACUCAGUUGAGAUGCUCUAAUAGGCUGGAGGAAGUGGGGAGGAGACUGCCUAAUGACUGGAAAUAAUAAAGGGGUGGAGUCGGAGAGCCUUGUCAUAAAAUCUCUAUUCCUCCACCUGUAAUCUGCAUGAAGAGUUUCUGCCAGCCGUACGACUUGGUAUCUUCUAAAUUGGACUUAUAUGCAACUGGAGCUGCAAAAUGGGAUCAAAUUUAAGUUCAAAUGAGACUUUUACGGGCACCUCAGCACCAGCGGUGAGAACGAGACCAGUAUCUCCUUUCAACUUGCUCACUGUAAAAAUAUUAAGAUUGAGGAAUGUCCGGAAGGCAGACUUGCUCACUCUUUCAGAUUGUUAUGUGACACUGUGGCUGCCUACUGCCUCAGCCGAGAAAGUUCGGACCAGGACUAUCAGGAACAGCAAAAACCCCGUCUGGAAUGAAGCUUUCUGCUAUAAGAUAGACCGCCGUGUCAAGAAUGUGCUGGAGCUGAAGGUCUGUGAUGAAGACACUGUCACAAGGGAUGAUGAACUCUGCACAGUUCUCUUUGACAUAGAUAAACUCACUGUAGGACGUACUGUUCGAGUGAAGUUUCAGCUGAAUCCGCAGGCACGUGAGGAGCUGGAGGUGGAGUUCACAUUGCAGAAUACUCUAGAUUAUCCUGAUGGCAUUAUUACUAAUGGAGUACUAGUGGCGCGUGAAGUUUCCUGUUUAGAGGUCAGAGUGGAUACGAGGAAGAUGAAGCAGCAGUCUACAAACCAGAAGCUUACAUUUACACUGAAGGGAUCCCAUGAAGGAAGUCAGAAGAUUUCGCUGGACUCUGAUCCCAGCCUUAGGAUCAUCAUAUUUCACUGUGUCAUAAAUGACCAGACAAGACUGGAUGUCAUAUUACCAGAAGAGCUGGCAGAUAAAAGUGAAACAGAGAAAUCUGGGGUCUUGUCUUUCCCUCUGAAUUCACUCCCUUUGCAGAAGGAAAUAAUAAUAGAAGAGGAUCAUUCCUUUCACUUGUGCUUGACAGCAAGAAAAUGCUCAGGGGACCUGGAUGUGCGCUUGGGCUUUAGCCUGUGCAUGGAAGAGCAGGACUUCCUGAAGAAGAGGAAGAAAUAUGUUGCUGCCGCACUGAAAAAGAUUCUUCAUUUGGAGGAGGAUCUGAAAGAGCAUGAGGUGCCGGUGGUGGCCAUCACAACAACUGGUGGAGGGACGCGGUCGCUGACAGCAAUGUAUGGCAGCCUGCUGGGUCUCCAGAAACUCAAUCUGCUCGAUUGCAUUUCCUACAUUGGUGGUUUAUCGGGUACCACAUGGACAAUGGCAAACUUAUAUGAAGAUGUUAAUUGGUCACAAAAAUAUCUGGAGGAUGCAAUCAAGGAAGCUCGCAAGCAAGUAACCAAAUCCAAGAUCUGCUGUUUUUCUUUGGAUUGUCUGAAGUACUAUUAUAAUGACCUGAUGGAGAGGACUAAAGAAGGACAUAACACUUCUUUCAUAGACCUUUGGGGGCUUGUCAUUGAAUCCAUGCUACAUGAUAAGAAAGAUGAGCAUAGACUCUCGGACCAACGGCAGGCAGUGGAUAAUGGUCAGAACCCAUUGCCCAUCUAUGUGGCCAUCAACCUCAAGUCCAGCUAUAGUGCUCAGGCAUUCAGAGAGUGGCUGGAGUUCACUCCUUACGAAGUCGGUCUUCUGAAAUACGGAGCGUCUAUUCGCGCAGAACAUUUUGGAAGUGAAUUCUUUAUGGGAAGGCUGGUGAAGAGGCUCUCAGAGACUCGCAUCUGCUAUAUGCAAGGCAUGUGGAGUAGUAUAUUUUCCAUAGAUGUGAUGUAUGUCUGGAAUUUGGCUGCUGACUCAGAGGACUUCUGGUGUAGAUGGACCAGGGACAGAGUAAAAGAUAUUGAGGAAGAACCCUUUCUGUCCAUGAAUCCCUAUGAGGUGGACACCUGUGUAUUCACUCCCGCGAGUGCCCUCUCCUCUGCUCUGCGAGGUGUCUUAACAGGACGCCCAACCAUUGCACAGUAUCCCAAUUUUAUCAGAGGUUUCCAGAUGCAUAGCCAGUACCUGGAGAGUGAAGGAUUUUCUACGUGGAAAGAUACAGUGAUAGACUCCUUCCCAAAUAAACUGAUGGAAACAGCAGAUGAUGAGCUCUCCCUGGUUGAUACUGGUUUUUUCAUCAAUACCAGUUACCCACCGCUUGUGAGAUCGCAGAGAGAGGUGGACGUCAUCCUGCACUUAAAUUACAGUGGAGGGUCCCAGACACUGCCUCUGGAUCAGAUUGCAAAGUACAUCUCGGGGCAAGGAAUUCCAUUUCCCAAAAUUGAGAUAAGUGAAGAAGACAGGGAAAACUUGAAGGAGUGCUAUGUGUUUGAAGAUGCUGACAGUCCACAAGCUCCAAUGGUGCUUUUUUUCCCCCUAGUAAAUGACACCUUCAAGAAAUAUAAAGCUCCUGGUGUGGAAAGGAGUCCUGAAGAGAUGGCUGAAGGCAAAGUUGAUGUCUCCAGCAUCCUCUCCCCAUUUACAACAAGGGAGGUGUGUUUCAGUGAAGAGAAUUUUGACAAACUAGUGAAACUGACUGAUUACAAUGUCCUGAAUAACGAGAAGUUGAUUAUUCAGGCCUUGCGCUGGGCAGUGGCACGGAGGAAGCAGUGGAAUUGUUAGCCACCGCUCACUAGCUUCAGCCUUCCAUCAGCCAUCCAACAACCAAUGGUAGUUCUUGGGUUGUCUGUUACUUGUUGAGAUCAAGAUGUCUGAUGCUUGCCAGUGAUAAUUGCAGUAGGAACCGCAUCAUCCUGAGGAUGUGCUGGACUCCAAUUCAUCCUAUGUCCGCAACCGUUCAGUUGAGCAGAUUAGAAUUUACCAGUGGUUUAAUGCAAUACAAACUUCAAAGCAGCAAAUUUGUGUUUAGUUUUGUUACCUUGUUACUUUACCAAUUUAUAUAUGUAUUCCAUAUGAAUUAAUAUAGUGUUGUGUAAGAUAAUGAAAUAUGUAGCAAAUUAAAAUGUGAAUCAAAGCAGUA